Alternaria arbusti is the source of this 657-nucleotide messenger RNA. RefSeq lists its product as uncharacterized. NCBI's taxonomy places the organism in Eukaryota, Fungi, Ascomycota, Dothideomycetes, Pleosporales, Pleosporaceae. The transcript is spliced from 2 exons. Bases 1 to 657 code for a protein of 218 amino acids. The record is from RefSeq and is a predicted model, not a curated record.
AUGACACUCAGCUGGUUUGUCAACACCUACGGCGUGACGCAGUGGUUCCACGCGAUGGCUCUGCCUCAGCCCUCUCCCAAGCCUGGCCACAUCCCGAUCUGCCCACUUCCUCCUUGGUUUCUUCGUCCUGUCGGUACGACUCACGAUGAGGAGGCCAUCGAGGAAGACGAUGGCGCCGGCGAUACCAUCGAUAUGCGCCAACUUCCAGACACCAUCGCCACUGUCGGCCACCUCUACUUCAACCCUGCCUCGCGCAACGGCAAUGCGGCUCUCACCGCUGACCCAAGUGUCUUUAUGGCUGACACCCCCAACGCCCCCGUCGUUACUGCAGAUGGUCCCAACUCGAAGACGGAAGUCCCUCAUCUCGUCUUCGCCGCCUUCAUCCUGAACGAGCAAGCUAACGGCGUUGAUGUUGGUGCCCAGGGGAACGGUGCUGUUGCCGUCCGCCUGUACACCAUGGCCUGUGACAACAACAGCCGCCGCUUCCCCAUGACCUCCCACUUCAAGGACCGAGAACAGUUCGAGGGCGUUGAGAUCCUGGACUGGCGCAUCGUCAACUUCGACAACCGCUUCAAGCCCCCUGGUGCCAGCCUACCCCAAGUCUAUGCCAAGGUCUACGAAACCCUCCUCGAGCGCCUUGAGGAUUACCUGGAUUAG